This is a messenger RNA of Stomoxys calcitrans (stable fly), 504 nucleotides long. RefSeq lists its product as uncharacterized. Lineage: Eukaryota; Metazoa; Arthropoda; Insecta; Diptera; Muscidae. The record is from RefSeq and is a predicted model, not a curated record. The coding region runs from base 1 to 504 and encodes 167 amino acids. The transcript has a single exon.
AUGGACUACUAUGAACUACUAUGGACUACUAUGGAUUACCAUGGACUACUAUGGACUACUUUGGACUAUUAUGGACUACCAUGGACUACUAUGGACUACUAUGGACUACUAUGGACUACUAUGGACUACCAUGGACUACUAUGGACUACUAUGGACUACUAUGGACUACUAUGGACUACUAAGGACUACUUUGGACUACUAUGGACUGCUAUGGACUACUAUGGACUACUAUGGACUACUAUGGACUACUAUGGACUACUAUGGACUACUAUGGACUACUAUGGACUACUAGGGACUACUAUGAACUACUGUGGACUACUAUGGACUACUAUGACCUACUAUGGAUUAAUAUGGACUUCUAUCGACUACUAUGAACUGCUAUGUACAACUAUCAACUACUAUGGACUACAAGGGACUACUAUGGACUACUAUGGACUACUAUGGACUACUAUGGACUACUAUGGACUACUAUGGACUACUAUGGACUACUAUGAACUACUAUGA